This is a messenger RNA of Colletotrichum truncatum, 798 nucleotides long. RefSeq lists its product as uncharacterized. NCBI's taxonomy places the organism in Eukaryota, Fungi, Ascomycota, Sordariomycetes, Glomerellales, Glomerellaceae. The record is from RefSeq and is a predicted model, not a curated record.
AUGGAACCGACUUCUACGCGACAUGACUUUAGGGCUUGGUUGAUGGACGGAGACACGUUCACCGCCAUCUAUUGCCCUCUCAAGCAAACACACAUCACCUCCGGGAGCUACGCGACAUGUUGCCCCUCCGCCUCUUGCAAAAUGGUCACGGCAUGCCGCGACAACACGUUAUACUCUGAUAGCGGCACCGGCCGGUUCUGCGGUACCCGUGCCGGCGAUCAAUGUGGCACGGUAUCCAUCUACCAGAAUUACCCGUCAGGGGAGCCUAUCAUGACGCAUAUCCACUGCCGCCUCUCGACUUGGGGCACCAUCAUGUACCGGGAGCUCGGUGCGACCAUGACCGCAAGGUCCACAGCCGCAGCAACAGAAACAGAUCCCCUCAUCACAGAACCACCAGCCACAUCCGCCCCGAGCGAUACGCCCGCCCCCGGCCCUUCCGAGUCCCAGUCGAGUAAAGCGUGGAUAGCCGGCGCAGUCAUCGGGCCUUUGGCAGGCAUCGCAAUAAUCGGCCUUGUUGUCUUCAUGGUGUGGAGGCGGCGACGGAGGGGAGCAGCUGGAAGAGACGACCCGCGGAAGAACGGAGACUUGGCUGAAGCACCCGACUCGUCUGUCCUGGGUUCGGCAUACGCAAAGUCGCAUGGCGGCCCCUCGCCGGUGGGAAACUGGCAGCAGAAUCCGCAGCCAGUGUACGAGAUGAAUGGGAGCUACCCGCCUCCGCCAGCGGAGUUGGAUUCAGGGACCGUCUACGAGAUGAACGGACAAAGUACAACACGGAAUGCUGGAAAUGGACACAUAUGA